AUGUUAGUGGUACAGGCAAAUCUUCAGGAGAAGGAGCUCGCAACGAGCGAAUUAAUGUUAGAAGUAAGCAAGGGAGGGAUGAGCUUAGCCCUGAUCCAGGAACCAUAUGUGGGGGGAGGAUAUAUGAGGGACUAUCGGGGAGCGCGCAUUUUUCAAAGCGGACAGACAGAGGGAGCAGUAAAGGCAGCGAUAGCCGUAUUUGACAAUAAUAUCUACGUUACUCAAUGUCCGACUCUCACCACAAAUAACAUCGCAGUGGUUGUAGUCAAAACAAAUACCUGGGAGAUGGGUGUCAUCUCACUCUAUCUAGAGCCGGAUGUACCCAUCGAACCGUACAUGGAUCAACUAAAGGAUAUAGUUACGAAAUUGGGAAAAAUGAAAAUAUUGAUUAGAGGUGACACAAAUGCGUGGAGCCCUUGGUGGGGCAGUAUAAAGGAAGAUAAACGAAGAGAAACGCUUUUGGGUACUCUAAACCACCUAGAUCUUCACAUACUUAAUAAAGGAGAAACCCCAACUUACGAUACGGUGAGAGGCGGUAAAAUAUAUCAGAGCCAUGUCGACAUCACAGUGUGCUCGAAAAACUUAUUUAGUCUGGUAGAGGAUUGGAAGAUUGACGACAGCGUGACAAGUUCAGAUCACAACACUAUUAUAUUUAGAAUUAAUCAAGUAAAAACAGUUGGGCUUAAAAUAGAAAGAGUUACAAGAUUAUAUGAUAGUAAAAAAUCGAAUUGGAGUCAGUUUCGUGAGAAACUGGCACAAUUGCUAACAGAUAAAAAUUUAAAAAUAUUAGAAAUAAAUAAAAUAGACAAUAAGGAAAAUUUAGAGUAUAAAUUAGGUGAAUAUUUGGAAACAAUUAAAGAAACAUGCGAGGCCACAAUCCCAAAAAUUAAAAAUAAAGUUAAAGUUACCCUGCCGUGGUGGAACCAAGAACUUGUUGCGCUUAAGAAAAAUGUCAUCAUUAAAAAACGCCGCAUAAGAUGUGCUGCCGCGGUGCGACGAGCCGCCGUCGUCAAGGAGUACUUAGAAGCGAAAGACAAAUAUGAGUAUGAAGCAAAAAAGGCUCAAAUCAAAAGCUGGAAGGAGUUCUGUGGAAAACAGGACAAAGAAAGCUUAUGGGACGGGAUAUAUCGGGAAAUCGGCAGAACAGCAAAACGGCAUGAAGACCUGCCACUUGUAUAA
Messenger RNA from Parnassius mnemosyne (clouded apollo), 1179 nucleotides. The record is from the annotation of a GenBank genome assembly. Lineage: Eukaryota; Metazoa; Arthropoda; Insecta; Lepidoptera; Papilionidae.